ACUGCUGAUGGGAGCAUUGAUUGCAAGGAUACUCCUGCAGAACAAGAAUUAGUCGUUUCUCAACUGCAUUAUUGCGAAACUGUCGCUGCUCUUCAUCUGCUAGAGGAAGAAUCAUUAUCAACAAGCCUGUCAACAGCAGAGAAGGCAAUUCCGAAGUCUACGUUAUUUGCUUGGGAUUCAACGGCCUCGGUUCCUUGAAACCUCACCUUGAGAAACUGCGCAGUAAUUAUGAGGAUCUCUCGAAUAAAUCGAUGUUUCGUAAAGAAGAUAUUCCUGAGAGUUUUGUACAACAAAUAAUUGAUUGUGGGGAAUUCUUUAAAGCUCAUCAGUGCGAGGCCAUUCUUUCAAAUUUGAGAACUUUUGAAAGAAGCGGCAACGUAAACGUCGACCCGGAUAUUCAGAGAAUCAAGCACCUUGUUUCCGAACGUUUUAUUAAAACCUACGAGCUCAAAAAAUUGGCUUCGGAAGACAUGAAAAUACUUGGCAAGCAAUCGAUCAACGACAAGUCAUCGGAAAUCUUUGAUUUUUCUACCCCACCGAGCUCUUAUAAUUCACGACAAAAACAACGAGAACGAGAUCCGAAAGAACGCUUGACAGACUACGCACUGAUUUUUGAAUCUCCCAAUCUACCGAGCAAUGAAAAUAAAUUCAAAUUGGACGGGACAUCGGAUGAGUUGCUUAUAUCAACUGGAAAACCGUACGAGAAGAUUGAGAGCUCAAAAUUCUCAGCUGUUCGAAUACUUCAAAUCUACAAUGAAGUAUUAAGGCUGGGAAAUGAAUUGGGCUUUUCCGGCACUAUACCAUCACCGGAAGUAAUCAAAGAAUUCGAGGAAGAAAACAAAUCAAUAAAAAAAGUGCUCAACUUCGAAUACACGAGCCAACCGAAUAAUCACAAGUUGAUAAAUCAAAUUUACAAUGCUCUUUCAAACGUUGAGAAAAAUCAGAGUCUCGUUUUACUCGGAUAUUCCAUGUUGUCGAGACUGAACGUCGGACUCUUGUAUUUUUUGGCACGUACAUUCGAUUCGGUCGAGAUCGAACCGAGCGAUAAAUGCGGUUGUAUCAUUACAUUGAAAGACUUUAAAGAAGUUGAGGCAGUGAAAAAAAUCUUCGAGCAAAUAAUUGUAGCCUCCAGAGCAGCUGAACAAAUCGGACACGCUGUACUGUCGGUUCUCCCAAUCACAAAACUCUGUGACUCUCUCCAGUACGAAGAUAUUGCAAAGAUGAACCAUCGGAUUAUGAGGCAUUGCGUUCGUCAAAUUGUUGCCAGCUGUUUGAAAAACUAUGGGAAAUAUGCAAAUGCAACAAAAACUAGGAUAUAACUUGUACAAUGACUCGUGUAUAAAUAUCGCUACAUUUUUUCAAUAAAUAUUUCUAUUAAGA
Molecule: messenger RNA, 1380 nt
Organism: Venturia canescens
Lineage: Eukaryota; Metazoa; Arthropoda; Insecta; Hymenoptera; Ichneumonidae
Gene: aft
Exons: 4
Coding region: 252-1319 (355 amino acids)
Biological process (GO): 7-methylguanosine mRNA capping
Cellular component (GO): cytoplasm; nucleus
Molecular function (GO): methyltransferase cap1 activity
Source: RefSeq, a predicted model, not a curated record